AUGACCAAUUCGACAAAAACCAAAGUGCUUUCUUACUUGAAGAUACAUACAAAUAAUAAAACGGAUAAAACAGUUACACCCGCACGAAGUGGAAUACAACAACAGCAUGUCGUCGGACGUUUUAUAAACACGGAAAAGAAUAGUAAACCACCAAUUCCAAAACAAUUGCCAAAUAGUUCGGUUUAUUUUGGAAUAAAACGCGUCGAUGAAUUUCAAUGGCUACAGAAUUCCGAAAAUCACGAGGUCUUAAAAUACAUUAAAGCUGAGAAUGAAUAUACAGAAUCUCUAAUGAAACGCACAAAUUCAUUACAACGACGCUUAUCUCAUGAAUUGAGAAGAAAAUUGAUCACCCAAGGAAUUAUGGCACCUAUAAAGACUUUGGUGGAUGGAUAUGAGUAUUAUACAAUAUCAACUAAAUACGGACUCAAAUAUUGUCGUAAUAAAAAAGGAUUUCCUCCGAUAGAAGAAGUUCUGUUGGACUCGAAAUGGUUGGCAGGAACAAAAAAAAGCAUUCGAUCAUUAUUAAUAUCACCAGAUCAUAAUAUACUUGCUUAUUUAAUAGAACAAGAGGAAGGAAUAUUUAAUUUCGUAUGGGGAAGUAAUAGUAAAAUGGUUUAUUACACUAUAACGGAUGAACAACUUAGACCUUACAAGGUUUACGCACAUCAAAUUGGAAGUUCCCCGCAGCAUGAUAUUCUUAUAUAUGAAGAUUAUGAUAAAUCAUCAUUUGUUGAUAUUACAUCUUUUAUCGCAAUAAAUUCAAAUAGUUUUUCUACUUCUGAAGUACGGAUUUUUGACGCCUAUCAUGACUUUUCUAAAGGAAUUCCGGAACUUAAACUUAUUGAACCACGUUCAUCUGGAUUGGAAUAUUACGUUGAUCAUCAUAAUGGAUUUCUUUAUAUUUUGACAAAUUCUGCUAAUACGCGAAAUUUUAAGUUGGUCCGUGCAAGUCUCGAUAAUUGCAAUAAAAGAAAUUGGAAAACUAUAUUCUCCUUCAAAAAUAACGAAUUGAUAGAAGAUAUUGACAUAUUUCGUAAAUUUGCUGUGAUAUUUGCAAAAAGAGAAGGACUGCCAAUAAUUUUCUGUUACAAUUUCGAUUCACAUGAUGUGCAUCAAAUUGAAUUACCAACAAAAUUUUGUGUUGUGUCUCCGGAAACCAAUAUUAAUUAUGAUACGGAUAUUGUAAGGUUCACUUGUGAUUCUCCAUUCGCUCACCAAUCAAUUUAUGAGUAUAAUAUGGAAACUAGGAAAUUACAUUCAAUAAGAUCUAAUCCUAUUCAUAGUAAAUAUAUUAAUUAUAUUACGCAUUUUCCUAAUUACUGCAAUAUACUAAUUGAAUCAGAUUUUGAUCACAAUUUAUACACGUGCCAUCGCAUAUAUGUUAACUCAAAGGAUGGUUCAAAAAUACCAAUUACUUUAUUACACAAGAGAUCUUUGGUUCUGGAUAACAAAAAUCCGGUGUUAAUUAGAUCUUAUGGAGCUUAUGGAGUUUCCACUGUGCCUGAUUUUCAACUAGAACAUUUCUCACUGUUAGAAAGAGGUUGGGUUAUUGCACUUGCACACGUCAGGGGAGGUUCGGAGUUAGGUCAUACGUGGUACGAUCAAGGACGAUUGAUGAAUAAAAAAAAUUCGAUUACAGAUUUGAUUUCGGUGAUUGAAUAUCUUAUUGAAGCUGGAUAUUCAAAUCAAUCUCUCAUCGCAUCAAUGGGUUCUAGUGCUGGUGGAUUAUUAUUAGGAGCUGCCUUUAAUAUGCGACCAGAUCUAUUCCGUGCAAUUAUCUUGAGAGUUCCUUUUUUGGAUCCGUUAUCAAGUAUGUUAAAUCCUGAUUUGCCACUCACUCGGAUUGAGUAUAACGAAUGGGGAAAUCCUCUGGAAGAUAAAAAAACCUAUGAAUAUCUGGCUAGUUACGCGCCAUAUGAUAAUAUUUCAACUUUACGAUCACAACAAACUCGUUCAAUAUUGGUUACAGCAGCUAUGAAGGAUCAAAGAGUUAGUUAUUGGCAUCCAUUAAAAUGGGUAGCUAGAAUGAGAACAAGGCAAUCAACAGAUCAUAAUGGCAAUUUAUUGAUUUUAAAAAUUGAUAUGGAAGGAGGGCAUUUUGGAGAUGAAAUUGAUCAAUCGGAUAGAAUUAAAAAUGUGGCCUUUGAACUUGCGUUUCUCAUAUCCCAAGUUCAAAAAACAGAAUAA
Messenger RNA from Funneliformis caledonium, 2187 nucleotides. NCBI's taxonomy places the organism in Eukaryota, Fungi, Glomeromycota, Glomeromycetes, Glomerales, Glomeraceae. The record is from the annotation of a GenBank genome assembly.